Molecule: messenger RNA, 2237 nt
Organism: Enhydra lutris kenyoni (northern sea otter)
Lineage: Eukaryota; Metazoa; Chordata; Mammalia; Carnivora; Mustelidae
Product: hydroxylysine kinase
Exons: 4
Coding region: 1-1263 (420 amino acids)
Molecular function (GO): amino acid kinase activity
Source: RefSeq, a predicted model, not a curated record
AUGUCACACGGAGACGAUCAGCAAUCCCAGGCUCUUGCCAAACCUACUUUCAGUGACGUACAAGCCUCUGCAUUAGUGGAAUCGGUAUUUGGGUUAAAAGUUUCCAAGAUCCGGCCACUUCCCAGCUAUGAUGACCAAAACUUUCAUGUGUGCAUUUCGAGUGCCAAAGACACCGCAGAUGAGCCAACAGAGUACGUCCUUAAGAUAAGCAACACCGAGUCCAGCAGGAGCCCGGAGCUGAUUGAAGUGCAGAGCCACGUCAGCAUGUUCCUGAGAGCUGCCGGCUUCCCCACGGCCUCUGUGCAUCCAACUGCAGGAGGCCACCUCAGCUCUCUCGUGUCCAUAGAUGGCGGCUCUGGAGUCGCAGGCUACCUGCUGAGGCUGCUGUCCUACCUCCCGGGGACGCCUGUGGCCGAGAUCCCCAGCAGCCCCCAGCUGCUAUACGAGGUCGGGAGGCUCGCCGGCAGACUGGAUGAGACCCUGCAGAAAUUUCGUCACCCAAAGUUAAGUCAUCUUCGUCGGGAGAACUUCAUUUGGAAUCUGAAAAACGUCCCUCUUCUGGAGAAGUACCUGGACGCCUUGGACCAGAGCCGAAACCGGGAGAUUGUCAUACAGGUCAUCCAGCUGUUCAAGGACGAAAUCCUGACCAAACUACGUCACUUCCGAGAGUGCAAAAUAGGGUUUGACUCUACCUCUGGACUGCUCAUCACAGCUGAGUGGCGGUGCCCCAGGAAUAGGAAACGGGCAGAGAAGGAGCUGGGGAAUUUCAUGUUUGCCCGUGGCUUGAUUUUUCUCCUUGUAGGUGUCAAUCAUGGAGAUCUUAAUGACCAUAAUAUUUUAGUGGAGCCCAGCAAGUCAGCCUUUGGCAAUGCCGUGUACCACGUGUCUGGCAUUCUGGACUUUGGUGACAUGAGCUACGGCUACUACGUGUUCGAAGUGGCCAUCACCAUCAUGUACAUGAUGAUUGAGAGCAAGAGUCCGCUGCACGUGGGAGGUCACGUCCUUGCAGGCUUUGAGAGCGUCAUCCCGCUGACGCCCGUGGAGAGGAGCGCCUUGUUUCUGCUCGUGUGUGGGCGCUUUUGCCAGUCCCUGGUCAUCGCGGCACACUCUUGCCAGCUACACCCAGAGAACAAGGACUAUCUCAUGAUUACUGCGAAAACCGGCUGGAAGCGCUUGCAAGAGAUGCUUGACAUGGGCCGGAAGGCUGUGGAGGAAAUCUGGUUUGAAACUGCCAGGUCCUAUGACUCGGGGGUCUCCAUGUGACUCAGGGAAACUUCACGUGAGCUCCGAUCAUGGAAAACCCAAGGAGACCAAAUCAAAUUCUAUGAAAGUUUUUCCUGCUCUGUGAGAAAUGAACUCACGGAACAGACCAGUGCCUGUGGAACCACGAAGGCCUUCCAGCGAUCUCAGGACCGCUACUUACAUGUAUGCAAGUGCCCAUGAGCAGGUGCGUCCCUCUGGGGUCCAGCUUGCCUUGUGGGUAGAACAUGCAGAAGGGUGGUUUUGAGUCAGAUCAUCUCUCAAGGACUAUCCAGCCCUGAGCUCAGUGACUGUGCUAAACUUUAAAAGGAACACACGUGUAUGGAUAGAUUCAUGUAUUUUAAAUAAUUGGGUGUAACACAGGGACCUGGUUAACAUAGCCCCAGUUCCGUGAAGCCUCCUCUUGUCCCCCCGCUUCGCUGAAACCCCGCUGUGCUCUGUCUUCAUUGUGGCACAUCACUUGGUAUCGUGGAUUAUGGCCGUCACGUGGGAGCUCUUGGAGGGCAGAGACUAUGUCGAACUAUUUUUUGUCCUUGUCCCUUUUUUAAUACAGCGCUUUCCUCAUGGUUUCAAAAGGUAUUUGUAAAAUGAACGUAUGCUACGAGAAAUGUGUGAGAAGGCACAGACUAAGAGGCAGACAGUAUUCGUAAGAAGAAGGGUUCGCGUGCUUGAGAGGACAGCAGUUGAAACUGGGCCUGGACAGUACUGGACCUGCCUGUAAGCCAAGGGAGACCUCCGGGCAAGGCCGCGGACUCCUGAGUGAGGGGCCCGAACAUCACUUCGUUUUCAGCUUGAGACUAAGAGGGUCUCUCAGCAGAUACUGCAAAAUUGCUCUCCUUUGUGGUCCUUUUCAUAUGAACACGUGAUGUCUGUGAACCGCAGCUCCCUGCACACUGACGUGCAUGGUACCACAGUCUCCUUCGCUGAUUUUUCUUCAUGUCUCCCUUCGUGCAAUUCAGUAAAUGGCUUUACUUAUU